This is a messenger RNA of Syngnathoides biaculeatus (alligator pipefish), 1859 nucleotides long. RefSeq names its product GTP-binding protein 10 (putative) (gene gtpbp10). NCBI's taxonomy places the organism in Eukaryota, Metazoa, Chordata, Actinopteri, Syngnathiformes, Syngnathidae. The record is from RefSeq and is a predicted model, not a curated record. Gene Ontology annotation, molecular function: magnesium ion binding; GTPase activity; GTP binding. The transcript has 10 exons. Gene Ontology annotation, cellular component: mitochondrion. Bases 306 to 1409 code for a protein of 367 amino acids.
GGACUGCGACGACAAGCUGUGGUCACGUGUUCUAGAGCGUGGCUACGUCGAAACAAGUAAACAAAAGAGCAAAACAUACCUUAAACCUAUCAGCCAACGUGGCUAAUCCGCCUUGAAAGUGUCUGUUGUUACAUUUUAAACCAUUUGGAGUUUUUCAAUACAUGUAUUAGUCUUGGUUUUGCAUUUAAUGCACAAACGUGGCAUCGUUUGCUAGCCGGCCAACCCAGUCACGUGAGCGUCCCUCGGCUGCCCUUGCUUUGUCGGAGUCGCACGCUCUUUAGCAUGCGGCUCAACGCUUCUUAACGAUGGUUCAACUGUGCAGAGUUUGCUUCCGUAAAUAUGGAAACUUUGUGGACAACCUCCGACUGUACGUCUGCGGAGGUGCUGGCGGCAUGGGCUUGCCCCGCCUCGGUGGCCACGGCGGUAACGGUGGAGAUGUUUGGGUGGUUGCCACAAAGAGCAUGACCUUGAAAGGAGUCAAGGACAAGUACCCUAAAAAACGCUUUGUUGCCGACGUGGGAGCCAACAGCAGUGUCCGUUCCUUGAAAGGACAGAGGGGUAAGGACAUCGAGAUUUUGGUUCCUGUGGGUAUCACAGUCACCACUGACGAUGACAGGAUACUCGGGGAGUUGAAUGCGGAGGGCGAUCGUGUGCGUGUGGCCAGAGGAGGACACGGAGGCUCCUUCUCCUCUUCCUUCCUCCCCAGUAAAGGCCAGUCGAGGCAGGUCAGACUGGACCUCAAACUCAUCGCUGACUUGGGCCUGGUGGGGUUCCCAAAUGCCGGGAAGUCGUCUCUGCUGACUGUCUUGUCUAACGCAACCCCGCAGAUCGGCAGCUACCCUUUCACCACGUUGAAUCCCCAGAUUGGUAAAUUAUUGUACGAGGAUCACAAGCAGAUCUCUGUAGCGGACCUCCCAGGCCUGAUCGAAGGCGCUCACGUGAACAGAGGGAUGGGACACAAGUUUCUCAAGCAUGUGGAGCGAACCAAGCAGCUGCUCUUUGUGGUGGACGUUUGCGGCUUCCAGCUGGGAAGUCAAACGCCGUUCAGGUCUGCUUUUGAGGCUGUGCAGCUGCUCACCAAGGAGCUCGAGUUAUACAAGGAGGAGCUUGUGAGCAAACCAGCUCUACUGGUGGUCAACAAGAUGGACUUGCCCAAUGCUGACCAUAAACUGCGACAGCUACAAAGGCAAAUCCUCAACCCAGAAGAAUUCUGCCAAACGUUGCCUGAAAACAUGACACCGAAAAGUCACAUGGCGUUCAGGAACGUGGUUCCCGUCUCGACCGUCACUGGGCUCGGCGUGGACCGCUUGAAAGAGUUCAUCCGGGAGUCGAUAGAGGAAGAAGCUUCCGAUGCCACCGAGGUGCUCCGUCAACAAAAACUACAACUCCUCAGGCAACACGUCCAAUGAGCUCACAUCACAAAACACGCACAGCCGUCAUGCAAAGAAGUUCAACAUGUAGUGUACAGAAUUGUCACAGUUGUAAUUAAGAGUCCAUUUAGACUACUCUGUACUAAAAAAAAAAAAAAAAAAAAAAGGCUGCCCAGUCAAACUGGGCAAAAGUGUUGCGAGACCUGCAGAUCCAACACGAGGCCUGUACCAAAACAUUCAGCCUUUACGAAUAUAGGGAGCUAAUAGUACUGGUUAUGAUUGUACUUGGAACAUUUAUUUGGAUUAAAUCUAUUCAAUAUUUCUGUUAAAGAUAUUCAUGUGUUGUUGAUGAUACUUUUUAUCCUUAUUGGAAUUGCAAAUAUUUACAAUAAAAAAAUUAAACUCUUUAUUCUCAAUUGUAUAAAUGUAAAAAUGAACUCUUACAGUUAAUACACAAAAUCUAUAAAAACAGUUUGAUGAACAAUGAGA